AUGGACGAACAGAAGGAAAGCUCGCACGACAAAGCCGAGGUCGACAACUCCCUGGAGUUGGCAACCAGCGAAAGCACGAACGAGACAAUCGAGGUGGUCCAUAUUAACCCGCAAGCCGUCGCCCGUGAUAUCGGGCCCUUCCAGAUCAUCGCCCUCGGCUUCAACAUCCCCAACAGUUGGGCGGGCGUGGCCACCGCGUUCUCAGCCGCGCUCACUGCUGGAGGCCCCGUGUCGCUGAUAUACGGCAACUUUGUCAGUCUCGCAAUGUACGGAUCUGCGGCCGUCACGCUGGCCGAGCUGGCGAGCGUCUACCCAACAGCGGGUGGACAGUACCAUUUCGCAAGCAUCAUGGCACCUAAGAGGUUCAACCGGUCCAUUUCCUACGUGUGCGGCAUGUUGGCGACGGUCUCGUGGGUGAUUUGCUCUGCAAGCGUGGCGAGCAUCACGAGCUUGUGUAUUGCCUCGAUUGCGGAUUUUUAUGGCGGGUAUAAGGCGAGCAACUGGCAAUUGUUUCUCAUUUCGCAGGGGUUGAAUGUUUUUGCUCUGGGAUAUAAUUUGUUCUUGAUGAAGAAGACGAGGUGGAUUCAUAAUGCGGCUUUCAUCUUGACGCUCUCAGCGUUUCUCGUCAUAUGCAUUGUUUGCCUUGUUCGAGGCGACAAGCAGUCUUCGACUUGGGUUUGGACCAACUUUGAGUCGUCUUCAGGGUGGCCGCCUGCGGUAUCCUUCUUCAUCGGUCUCUCCACCCAUGCGUACAUGUUCGGGGGUCUCGACUCUGCGCUCCAUCUUGCAGAAGAGACCCUGGACGCCUCCAAGACGGUGCCCAAGGCCCUCAUGUCGACGAUUGGCAUUGGCUUCUUCUCUGGCUUUGUCUUUUCUGUGGCCAUGACUUACUGCAUUCCCAGCUUGGACAUCUUUGCCAACGACCCCGUGCCUAUUUACAAGCUUUGGAGAAUAGCUAGCAAAUCCGACACUGCUGCCACAGUAUUUCUCGUCAUCGGCAUCGUCAUCUUCACAUUCAUCCUCGUUGCCACUCAACAAACCACCUCUCGUCUGCUCUGGGCCCUGGCACGAGAUCAGGGCUUAGUCUUCUCCACUCACUUUGCCAAAUUAUCCCCCAAGCUGGGCGACAUCCCCGUUGCGGCACUCCUUCUGGAUGCAGGUCUGAUAGCCCUGUGCGGGUGCAUAAGCCUGGGCUCGACGGCGGCGUUCAAUGCGCUGGUUGGCGUCUUUUCCAUGAUGCAGAUGACAUCGUUUGCGAUUCCGGCUGCGUUGCUGUUGUAUCGCAGAAGGGAUAAGAAAGUGCUUCCCCGAAAGAGAGCGUUCAGGGUGCCCGAGAUGGUGGGCUGGGCUUGCAACAUUGGGACGGUUGUCGCCGCUGUCAUUGAGACUCUGUUCUUCACGUUUCCGACGGUUCUACCAGUGACGGGGAGUAAUAUGAACUAUGCUGUAGUUGUUCUGGCAGUAGUUGCGAUUGUCAUGAUCCUGAACUGGGUCUUCUCUGCAAGGAAACGCUAUCAAGGUCCUAGAAUUGGGGUUGCUUUGUAG
Trichoderma citrinoviride is the source of this 1545-nucleotide messenger RNA. Its product is annotated as amino acid transporter. The transcript has 4 exons. Gene Ontology annotation, cellular component: membrane. The record is from RefSeq and is a predicted model, not a curated record. NCBI's taxonomy places the organism in Eukaryota, Fungi, Ascomycota, Sordariomycetes, Hypocreales, Hypocreaceae. Gene Ontology annotation, biological process: transmembrane transport. Gene Ontology annotation, molecular function: transmembrane transporter activity. The coding region runs from base 1 to 1545 and encodes 514 amino acids.